Messenger RNA from Girardinichthys multiradiatus, 900 nucleotides. It is a transcript of the gene nppcl2, whose product is annotated as C-type natriuretic peptide 2. The record is from RefSeq and is a predicted model, not a curated record. Gene Ontology annotation, cellular component: extracellular region. Gene Ontology annotation, molecular function: hormone activity; hormone receptor binding. The coding region runs from base 165 to 566 and encodes 133 amino acids. Lineage: Eukaryota; Metazoa; Chordata; Actinopteri; Cyprinodontiformes; Goodeidae. Gene Ontology annotation, biological process: cGMP biosynthetic process; receptor guanylyl cyclase signaling pathway. The transcript has 3 exons.
GACUCCGACCUGUCCUGGCACAUUCCGGGACCGACCCAGAUUUUAGAACCAUAAAGCAAUUCUUUUGGACCGGACGAUCAACAACCAGCUAAAACUUCUGGACCUUUGUUGGACUUGUUUGUGGAAGUUUUAAAGGAUAAUUUAUUUUUGGUCUCCAAAUAAAGAUGGCUGCCUCUUCUUCUGUUCCUGUGAUCCUCCUUCUCCUCCUCUCGGUUUCCGUGGAAACGAGGCCUUCUCCUCAUAACGAUGACAAACAGGUGUUACUCUCUCUUUUGGGCUCUCGCAUCACUUCUCUCAUCGAGGCCACGCCCACCUCUGAUGACAUCACAGAAGGCUCUGCUUCCCCACCAACAUUCCUGCCUCCAUCCCUGAGGUUAGCCCUGAAUCACCACGGAAACACGAGCGGAUUGGCCAGUAGACAGGAGGCCGUCCCUCGGUUCUUCCUGGACUUCCUGCGGCGGCAGGUGAAGACGAGGAGGCGGAGCCGCAAAUCCAUGGUGGGAGGAAGAGGAUGUUUUGGGAUGAAGCUGGACCGCAUUGGCUCCAUCAGUGGGCUGGGAUGUUAGGGACUCAGUAUGCUGCCCUAGGGUCAGUUACCAUGGUAACUGUGUUGCAACUAAGGCUCCAUCUUGCUGUGUUAUUAUUAAUCAAAAGAUGACUCUGCGUGACCUCUGACCUCCGGGACGUCCUGGUCCAUCAGGUGGAGACUUCAUGCUGGACUUUACUAACCACACACGCAGACAAAUGUUGUAGUGAUGAAGACUCUGGUAGUCAGCCUUGUAAUGAUCUCUGACCCAGAACUGUGUGUGUGUGUGUGUGUGUGUGUGUGUGUGUUUAACAUGUAGACGUCUGUUAGUGCCGACUCAGCUCAGGCUGCAUUAAACUGAAUCUGAAAUCUUU